Molecule: messenger RNA, 1750 nt
Organism: Lineus longissimus
Lineage: Eukaryota; Metazoa; Nemertea; Pilidiophora; Heteronemertea; Lineidae
Product: ribosomal L1 domain-containing protein 1-like
Exons: 7
Coding region: 34-1119 (361 amino acids)
Biological process (GO): maturation of LSU-rRNA
Cellular component (GO): cytosolic large ribosomal subunit; 90S preribosome
Molecular function (GO): RNA binding
Source: RefSeq, a predicted model, not a curated record
GAAACAAAUAUAAACAAAAGCACGUGUUCCAAGAUGGCAGCCUCCGUUGACGAAAAAUCAAGCGGAUCAGAAUCGCAAUUACACGAUCCCAUCAGCUUAGAUAAGGUGAAAGAAGCUGCCUCAGCCCUUGUUGACUAUGUAAAGAAGAAGGGAAGCAAAAACCUGUUGGGAGAAGCUGGUGUCAAGAUAGGACUACAGUUAGAAUUCAAGAAGGCACCCAAAGCUAAAAAUAAGUGCAUUAAAAUUCCUCUCCCACAUGAACUUGCUACAGCCACCACUGAUGUGUGUUUAUUCGUCAAGGACGUUGACCCAUCCAAGAGGGAGUAUGAUGACACUGUCAGGUUUUUCAAGAAUCUCCUGGCUGAAAAGGGCGUCACGUGUGUCACGACUAUCAUACCAGUCAAGUCGUUGAAAACUGAAUACAAACAGUUUGAAGCUAAAAGACACCUAUCGAAUAUGUACGACGUCUAUCUGGCAGAUGCAAGGGUUGCUGGCAUUAUGCCAAAGAUGUUGGGAAAGCACUUCUAUGGACGUAGAAAACACCCAAUCCAAGUAGACUUGUUGUCUGGGAAUCUCUCAAAGGAAAUAGAUAAUGUGAUCAACAACACAAGAUUGCAUCUCACUGGACGAGGCACUUCGUGCCAAGCUCAUGUUGCUCACCUGGAUAUGACCGUCGACCAGAUUGCAGAUAACGCAUUUGCUGCUGCCAAUUGUUUGGCCGAGAAGAUUCCUGGUGGCCCCGAUAAUGUUCAGUCGUUCUACCUUACUAGCCACGGUGUUCCUUCUUUACCACUGUUCUUGUCAACUGCCCCUGGAGACAAGGUUGUUUUACCCAUACGCAAGAAGGUGGUGAUUGAAGACGAGCCAGAGGACGUGACGACUGUGGUAGGUGCAAAGGUCAUGGUCACUAGACGAUACGACGUCGUCCUUGUCCCAAACGGGCAAAACGCAGAAGAUAUCAAGAAACGAAUGGAAAGGAAACCAAACAGGAAACGAAAACACAUCAAAGUCACUAUUGAGCCCGUGCCUGUUUAUAAGAAAGUGAAGAAGACUGAGAUGAGCAAAUCCAAGCUGACUAUCGUAAAACAACCGAAGAAAUCGAAAAAAUCGUCCACUUGAUGACAUUGUCAUGUUGUUGUAGUGGAUGGCAUUCUUUAAGUACCGUUUGGCUGUCCUCUUUGUAUGGAGCUGUGUGUGUAAUGGCUUGGUUGUUGGUAAUGUAACAUUAUUUAACCGUUUCCCUCAAAGUUUUCAUAUGGAGCACUCCAAGGGAAUGAAAGCACUUGUAUGUAGGGAGUAUUACUAGUGAUAUGACUUUUGUAUUGGAGAUACUAUCACCUCAUUAUUUUGUGUUUCUUGUGCCAUGUGAGACUACCAAAAUUAUGAAUAUCAUCUCCGGAUAUUUCGGCCACAUGGUUAUGUCCUUUAGGAUAAACAAGUUAACAUUUUAUUGCUACUGGUGUAUAACCGAUAAGAAAACGUGUCCGAGUGGUAUAUAAAUACCCGGCAAACAGAGAAUGUAAUCAGUGGACUCUUCUCCUUGGGUUUAUAGCCCAGUACCAUAGACCGUAGUACUUAUACCUUUACCGGUAUAUGGUGAAACAAACCUGGUUACAAAAUAUCGUAUUGUAAAAACAUGUAAUAUAAUGCAUCAUUAAAUGUCCUGUUGCUUGCAGUUUUUGCCUCCAAUCAACACGGUUUUGUUGAUUUCAUGUUAUGGCUGAAUAAAUAUGUUGCAAUGACAAACUUA